Molecule: messenger RNA, 1473 nt
Organism: Drosophila virilis
Lineage: Eukaryota; Metazoa; Arthropoda; Insecta; Diptera; Drosophilidae
Product: probable cytochrome P450 313a4
Molecular function (GO): iron ion binding; oxidoreductase activity, acting on paired donors, with incorporation or reduction of molecular oxygen; monooxygenase activity
Source: RefSeq, a predicted model, not a curated record
GUCAUGAAUUUAAUUUUGGCUAUAUUAUGCUUAGUUGUGCUGGCAACUUAUUAUCUGUGGUCGCGUCGUGACUUUUAUAAGUUUUUUGCGAAAUUUCCAGGUCCUCUAGGGUAUCCCCUAAUCGGAAUAGCGCACAAGAUGCGGCAUAAGGAAGAUUUGCUUAGCCUGUUUGGUUCUUAUAUCAAGGAUUAUGGCACUACUUUGGUCACUUGGCUGGGCCCAUUGCCAUUGCUAAUUGUCAGCGAUCCUCAAGUGACGCAGGAUAUACUAAAUUCUCCGCAUUGUGUGAACAAAAGUUUAAUGUAUAAGAUAUUCGACGAUGCUGGGGGCAAGGGCUUAUUAAGCUUGGAAGAUCCGGUUUGGACUGAACAUAGAAAAAUGUUAAAUCCCGCAUUUGGUCACAAGGUUUUGCUGAGUUUUUUUCCCAUUUUCAAUGACGAGACGGCAAUAUUAUUAAAAGAGUUUGAUAAAAUGGCCGAUGGCAGGGAGACUGAUAUACUGCCUUGUCUACAGCAUUUUACAUUAAGCAUAGCUACGCAAACCACAAUGGGCACUUGUGUUAAGGAAGAGCCAAGCUUUAAGAACAGUUCCCUUAUAGCACAUGUUGAAUGGCUCCAGGAAUGCGUGGCAGACUUUGUCUUAUCCCCAUGGUUCAAUUUUCGAAUAAUACGUCAACUUCUGGGCAGAGAGGAGCAUUAUUUCAGAUCAAAAACACAAAUAAGAUCGUUUAUCAGAAAGCUGGUGGAUAAGAAGCUCUCUCGGGACAUCCAGGACAAGACAACGGGCAACAAGAAUUUUUUUCUCAAUUUGGCAGUUGAGCAUCUCAAACGAGGCAGCUUUGACAGAGAGAAUGUUGAAAAUGAGUCCAUUAUAAUAGUGUUGGGUGCCUUUGAGACAUCUUCCAAGACGCUGGCUAAUACGCUCAUGCUGCUGGCCAUGUUUCCCGAGUACCAGGAAAAGGCAUUUGAUGAAAUCCUUGCGUUGUUUCCCAAUGCGGGCGAUUUUUCAGUUAGUUACGAGGAUACCCAACAAAUGGUUUAUAUGGAUCUCGUUUUGCGGGAGUGCAUGCGCCUCAUAGCGCCUGUUCCGGUUGUGGUCAGGCAAGCAUCGAAGGAUGUGCGGCUAUCAAAUGGCGUUUGUAUGCCCAAGGGCACGCAAAUUCUGAUUGACAUAUUUCACAUGCACCGCAGCAAGGAUAUAUGGGGACCAGAGGCAGAUUCAUUUAAUCCGGACCACUUUCUGCCACACAACUUUCAGGAAAAGCAUCCGUAUGCGUAUAUACCUUUCACGAAGGGUUUGCGCAACUGCAUAGGCUGGCGUUAUGGCAUUUUAUCUAUGAAAGUUACGUUGGCCAAAUUAGUGAGAAAUUACAAAUUUAGCACAAGUUUUAAUUAUAAACAUCUACAAUUUAUUGAUAAUAUCACCAUUAAACUGGCAACUACACCGCUCUUGAAGCUAGAACGUAGAAUUUAA